Messenger RNA from Pyricularia oryzae 70-15, 1710 nucleotides. RefSeq lists its product as uncharacterized. The coding region runs from base 796 to 1407 and encodes 203 amino acids. The record is from RefSeq and is a predicted model, not a curated record. The transcript has a single exon. NCBI's taxonomy places the organism in Eukaryota, Fungi, Ascomycota, Sordariomycetes, Magnaporthales, Pyriculariaceae.
UCCUUGUGGGGCUUAGCUGAACAGAUUGAAUGGAGAUGGCGAAAGGAAAAGGAGAAGGCACCCCUGUUUCCAUCCAAUCCUAAUACCAACCGGAUGACGGCAAGCAAACCGAUCGGACAAACAUCAGUGCUAUGACCUUUCGGCAAUAUUCGCGAAUGGCUAGUAGUCACAAUGGUUUACGUCCCGCGGGGCUGCAGAUCUUGGCGAUAGUCUAAGCAUAUUCACCAAGGCCCUAGCAUCCGUGUGGAGUUCGCCAUCAUCAAACGGCUGGGCAUGCAGCUUACCUUCCCCUUGGCUUCUCACCAGGUCGGUACACGUCUACUUCGCCUCCUUGCAAGCUUGGCCCACCAAAAAUAGAGCCAUGGAGACGAAAUACCUGGGGUUCUGCCGACGAGUUGGCCAGUGAGAAUAAUGAUUAGCGGGAUAAGCUGUAUCCCUUCUCGAUUGCGCAGUGGGAUGGGUUACGACUGCAGGCCCCAACUGUGGAGAUGCAGCCAGACAAACGAAGAAAGAGGCUGUCUCUAGUCACCUUGGCGUCGAGGGUGAUGCGGUAGCCCACAACGAAACACACCUUCACGAUGAGGACGAAGAGGGAAGAAUGCAUUUGUCUACAAGUAUGCAGCAUGCAACCACCACAAUGGUUCUCUCUUGCCCUUCCUUCUCCCCCAUCCUCACAGCCUCUCACAGCUUGAGAUACCACAUUCCUUCAAACCCUUUCUUUUAAUUUCUUUCUCCUCCUUUUUUUUGUCUGUUCCUUCGCUGCCCAGCAAAGCCAACCUCCACCAGCCCGACAAGAUGCAGUUCAAGAACAUGCUCCUCCUGGCUUCUGCCACCAGCGUCCUGGCCGCCCCCACCACCCUCGAGGCACCCGUCGCCAACGUGGACGCCGCGGUUCCGGCCAUCGAGUUCGGCACGGCCGGCCACAUCGAGACCCAGGCCGCCGCCGAGGAGCCCGAGCACAGCCUCGUCGAGCGCCAGGCCAUCUCGGGCGCCAUCAUCGGCGCCCUGACGCCGAUCCUCCAGGACCUGGCCACCAAGGCCGUCAACGAGGCCAUCAAGCAGGCCGGCAUCUUCAUCAAGGACCUGCGCAACUGGACCGCCGCCCGCGAGGCCUUCACCCAGGCCACCGUCCGUGAGAUGUGGUACAGCAACCCCGACCCGGCCAAGUACCCGGCCGUCGUCUGCUACAACAAGGGCUACCACCUCGAGAGGCCCGAGGGCAUCGCCGGAUGGACCAAGGUCGAGCUCAAGACCGGCUUCCUCCACACCGACUACGACUGCAUGUACAUGGAGGGCAACAACAACUUCUACACCUGGUCCGACGGCGGCUUCAUCAACUACGCCUUUGGCAUCGACAGGAACCGCUGCGAGUUUGACCGCUCCACUGGCGACAUCCUCUGCAGGUAAAUGGUUUUUGCUGUUCCUCCUGAGAGUUAUGUAUGGGCUUGCGAGAUGGAGGGAAUGAAAGAAGAAAGCUGGCAAAUUGCAACGACGAGAGGGAUUCUGAGCCAUGCACAUUCACCCUAAUUUCUAACGGCCAGAAACCUCCCGGUGCGUUCAUGAUGGUCUGUGGUUAAACCUGAUCCCAAGGUCAAGUUGAGUCAACCAACACCUGCAAGUACAACCUGUGUACUUGAAAACAGUCGUAGUGACUGUCACCAACGUGAGAAUGUAUAAUUCUAGCUUUAUAAUACACUCCUUAUCAUCGCA